GACAUCAGAAACCCACCUGCGUGGCGAGGCUCACAUCCAGAGAAUCACCAACAUCCAACCACCCACCAGAAGAACAGUUGCACUUGACCUCUAUCAAGUCCCAUCAGAAGCAGCAGGCUUGCCUGAAAAAGAAUAAGGAAAGGAAGUGAGACAGACGCAGCAUAUCCUUCACUUACUUGCCAGCUUCGUGACUUACCCACUCCAAUUAGACUGGGCCAGAUGAGUACCACGCCCCCAUGCAGUCCAUCUGACUCCUUCUGAAACAUGGAUCAGGCCAUCUGGAGCAAUAGCACCAGCACGAUUGCUGCUGCUAACGCGAUUGCUGAAGAAAGACGGAGUCAGGGUAGCUUUAGCACUCUUCCAUCCCAGCCCUCAAAUAUAAAAUCAGCAUUUAAACCAGUAAUAGAUGGAUCUGUGCUUAAAAAUGAUAUAAAACAAAAAUUAGCAAAGGCGCGCAGAGAAGAGAAAAAACGACAAGAUGAUGCUAAUAAAGAGACACAACUACUUGAAAAAGAAAGAAAGUCUAAGAUCCUAUAUGAAAAACAGAUGGAAGAAAAGCAGCGAAAGCUGAGGGAGCAGAAAGAAAAAGACGAACAACGGAGAAUAUCUGCAGAAAAAAAGAGAAACGAAAAGUUGCAGGAAGAAAGGGAGAAAUUCAGAGCCGUCCUUCAUCGUACACUGGAACGGAGCACCCGUGUUGAUCAUCAGAAAAGAUGGUCUUGGGAAGGCUCAACCACAAUCAACUCUCAGAAUAAAACUGCCAACAAACAUUCUAUAUCUACUGAAAAGCUUGAACAGGGAACUUCUGGAUUACAUAGACAAAUGUCAUCUGCAGGUCUUCAAAAUUCCAUUGCCAAGAAGACAACAGAAAAGAGGAGAAGCUCAUCUUUGAAUAGAAGAUGUAGUAAACUACAAUCAUCUACAGAAAUGGAACAAGUGGAAGAAAAAACACCUGGCAUCCACAAUAUAAUCCAGUAUGUAAACAUGCCCCUGCUUAGGCAUAGCAGUGAUGAAUUGAAGAGUACCACAGUGCUUCGCAAGUCAACAGGGGUGAUGCCUUCCCAGGAGAAAGUAGAAACACCCUCCAAGACAAGCGUGGAAGCAGCCCCCAAGGCAACUAUGGAAACACCCCCUGAGGCAAGCUUGGAAGUAUCCCCCAAGGUGAGCGUGGAAGCACCCCCUGAGGUGAGCACGGAAGCACCCCCUGAGGUGAGCGCGGAAGCACCCCCUGAGGUGAGCGCGGAAGCACCCCCUGAGGUGAAUGUGGAAGCACCCCCUGAAGUGAGUGCGGAAGCACCCCCUGAGGUGAGCGCGGAAGCACCCCCUGAGGUGAGCGUGGAAGCACCCCCUGAAGUGAGAGCAGAAGCACCCCCUGAAGUGAGAGCGGAAGCACCCCCUGAGGUGAACACGGAGGCACCCCCUGAGGUGAGCGCGGAAGAACCCCCUGAGGUGAGCGCGGAAGCACCCCCUGAGGUGAGCGCGGAAGAACCCCCUGAGGUGAGCGCAGAAGAACCCCCUGAGGUGAGCGCGGAAGCGCCCCCUGAGGUGAGCGCAGAAGAGCCCCCUGAGGUGAGCGCGGAAGCACCCCCUGAGGUGAGUGCGGAAGCACCCCCUGACGUGAGCGCGGAAGCACCCCCUGAGGUGAGCGCGGAAGCACCCCCUGAGGUGAGCGCGGAAGCACCCCCUGACGUGAGCACGGAAGCACCCCCUGAGGUGAGCACGGAUGCGCUCCCAGAGGCGAGCGUGGACGCGCUCCCAGAGGCGAGCAUGGAAGCACCCCACAUGAGUGUGGAAACAUCACCUGAGGCAAGCGAGGAUUUGUCCCUUGAGGCGAAUGUGAAUUCAUCCCUGGAGGUGAGCACGGACUCAUCCCCAGAGGUGAGUGUGGACCCAUCUCCUGAGGUGAGCGCGAACUCGUCCCUGGAGGUAAGCAUGGAAGCAUCAUCUGAGGCGAGUGUGGAAGCAUCCCCUGAGGCGAGUGUGGAAGCACUCCCUGAAGAGAGCACAACAGCGCCCCCUGAAGCAAAUAUGGAGGCGUCCCCCGAGGCCUCCCCUGAGGUGACCACGGAAAUGUCUUCCAAAGUGAAAGUGAAAGAUUCUCCACAGAAAUCAGAAACGGACAAACAGGCCUCAAACCCUGUUACGAAGAAGCGCCUACCACCAUCUCAGAUACCGUGUUAUAGAUGGUCAUCUUCUCCUACGAGCAGGUGGCGUCCUCCAUCUCCCAUCAGUGCUAGCAGGGAAAUCCAAAAGAAUCGCCCCCCAUCACCUUCACCUGUCACGUCGAAACAGUCAACACAAUUUUCUGUUAAAGUACUUCCUGUGCAGCGUACCGUAUUUGCACAAAAUACAUUAGGAACUAUUGGAAUGAAAAGUGAAGCCAUUUCUAACACCAUUAACAGCUCUGAGGCUGCAAGCCAAAAGGAUAUGAUCUGUGAAGAGUCUGGUAAUAAAAGCACACCAGGGCCUAUGAAUGCCAAGGAGGCAACAAAAAUUUUGGCAGAAAAACGACGCCUUGCUCGUGAACAAAAAGAAAAAGAGGAAGAAAGACUACAAAAAGAGAUGGAACAAAGGAAAAUGAAAGACAUAGCAAAGAAAGCGGAUGAAGGCCAAGAAGAUGAGUUCUCAAAAUUUGGAGAUGGGCAGCAACCAAAGGAGAUAACAAAGAAGAAAGGAAGUCAGGAACAAGAAGACCAAAAAGUAGAACUCCAGAAAAGUGAUGCCAAAAUAAAAGCUCAGGAGGAGGCUGACAAACGCAAGAAGGAGCACGAGAGAAUUAUGUUACAGAAUUUGCAGGAGAGAUUAGAAAGAAAAAAGAGAAUUGAGGAAAUUAUGAAGCGGACAAGAAAGCCAGAUUCGAAUACCUCAAAGGCUGCAGAAACAUUCAGCAGUGAUGCAUACGAGGAGGAGGAGGACGAGGCUGACGAUGAGGACGAGUCAGAAAGUGACAGCAAGUCCUUUGAUGACACACAUCCAUCAGCUUUUAUAAAUGGCACAGAUUCAUCCCCAAAACCAAAAACACAUUUUAAAAAUGUGAAGAACACUCGCAAGCUGGUGUUUUUAGAUGCGGCUUCUAGCCACAUCCGUAAAGAGACAAAAACAUUUUUAAAUUGUGACACGAAAACCUUCAGACAAAAAAGAGUGAAAGACCCUUUGAAUCAGACAAAGAGUGCCAGAUCCUCCACCAAAAGAGCAACCAACCGAGCAGCAAAAACUGCAAAGGCAGAAACCAGCAACACCGUGGAACCCUCCAAGAGUUUACAUUCAGAGGCACAGGAGUGGGUCUGUGACAAGGUUAUUGAUGUCACAAGUGACACAGAACCACCUAAGUCCAGCAUCCCUCCUGAUAGCCAAAAACACCAUCUCAAAGGUUCCACGACAUCCUGCCUAAGUCACCAGCCGCCUAUAGACAACGAGAAAACAAGCGAAUCUGUUUCUGCUCAACCAGAUAUGUAAACUUCGUCCAGCCUGGAAGAGAAUCCAUUCUCUACUCUGGAUUUUGACCUCCAGGCCCAUCUCUCAAAAUUUCUUCACCUCCUACUUGAACCUAGCAAAGAAAAUGACUUUAAAAAAAAAAGUGGGGGGGGGGACAUCAAAAUGUCCUCUUAACAUAUCUCAGAAGAUGCUCAUGUCACCUUGACUCUUGCCCACAAGCAAUGGUUCUGAGUAAAGAGUUGUUUGUUUUCCUGUGAAAAUCUUCAUUGUCUCUCAUUCUUGUGUUUUCCUGCCAACACAUUUGAGUGUGUAUCAAGGGUGUCUUAAUAAAAUGCUAAUUCUUGAGUUUCUAAGAGAAUCUUUACCAAAGGAAUAGUUUUUUCUCAGUAUAUAUUUAAAAUUUUAAAAUCCUGUUUACUUAACAAUUGCAUUAAUUUGGCAAUAAAAACUAAUUUGAUCCUGUAGAGAGCAUAAUGACUUAUUUGAGGGCCUCAAGAUUCCUCAUAAGACCUUUGUUGGAUUGGUCUUAAUAUACAAAUACAGAAGGUUGCAAAAUACUAUAUUACAUUUUACCACUAUGUACGUAUAUUUCUGAGUCUGCCAGUCCUGCACACAGCCACUGAUGCCCCCAAAUGCUGGGAGUCCUAGAAGGUGUGAUCUUUAGCAUCUUCCCUGCUUUUGUCAGUGUUUCAUUUUGAAGUAUAUAGUGCAGUUUAUCUAUAAAAACAUAUUAUUUUUAUUGUGUACAUAAGGCAGUGUUUGGCUGUGGUCUGAUGGGGUAUGUUUAAUUCCUCUAAAUGUUUACCGUGUGUAAUUUUUUUCAGCUUGUGCCCUCUAGGACUGCCCUUAAGUAUACAUUCAGGCUUGAGAUGUGGAGUCAAAACUUUGCUUGCCUUUCUCUAGCCGCUGGCUGCAAGUGAGUACAGGAGCAGUGUUAUUUUUCAGUCCCUGUGAGAGAUGGGCACAAAGACAGACGUACACAGUGUACAUGCACAUGUGUCCACAUGCUCACACGUGUACACAGGAUAUAUAUUUCCUGAAAUCUAUUGAAUCCCACUUAAACUAUCGACUGAAACUUAAAUUCAAAUUAGUUGUGCUAAUGGUAAUGAGUUUUCUGGUGAAUCACGAAUAGGUUGAAGCAGGCCUGUGUUCCUUCGUAACCACCAGUCUUGGAUUAGUCAAAGGAAGUAGUGAUUCUUUCUGAUUCCCUAGUUCUUUGCUAUUCACAGUACUGUGUCUUAGUUCUAGAUUAGAGCUUGGUGCCUUAGAUUUAUAAACUUUUUAUACUUAACCUUUUUUAUAUAAAAGGCAGAGACAAUCAUUCUAACGUGUUUCUGAUAUUUCUGCACAUAUUUCA
Molecule: messenger RNA, 4792 nt
Organism: Hippopotamus amphibius kiboko
Lineage: Eukaryota; Metazoa; Chordata; Mammalia; Artiodactyla; Hippopotamidae
Gene: MAP7D3
Product: MAP7 domain containing 3
Exons: 19
Coding region: 265-3456 (1063 amino acids)
Biological process (GO): microtubule cytoskeleton organization
Cellular component (GO): microtubule cytoskeleton
Source: RefSeq, a predicted model, not a curated record